This is a messenger RNA of Podarcis lilfordi (Lilford's wall lizard), 21075 nucleotides long. The record is from the annotation of a GenBank genome assembly. Lineage: Eukaryota; Metazoa; Chordata; Lepidosauria; Squamata; Lacertidae.
GUUGUUCUACACUUGCAGAGCUGUAGGGAAGUACACUCUGGUCCCAUCCAUCAGCAGGAAAAUAAGAGCUGCUGGGCUGUGUGAGUUUGCACACAUCUGUCUACUGUAUUCUGCCUUGAGGAUCAUUCAUUCAUAAGGUAGGAUAUAAAUCUUCUAAAUAAAUAACAGUGCAUGUUGUUCAAUAUGUUCAGCAUCUGACACACUGCCUUUUUUAAAAAAAAGCUCUAAAACAUUUCUUUUACAGUGACUAUAAUACUAAUAAUGUAGAAAGUGCUAUAUGCUUCUCCUCUUCUUCUGGUGUCCUCCAAUGUUUUGGUCUGAAAAUCCAAUCUACCCCAGUUAGCAGGCUAGGGAUGGGAGUUCUGGUCUAAAAAAUCUAGAAGGCACAAGGUCAAGGAAGCCUGGGUUAACCUCAGCCACAAUGACUUUUCCCAAGCUAUUGACUGCAUGAUUCUGUGCAGCUAGGUGACCUUAAUUCAGUAAUGUGCAUGUUCACAUCUCACUCUGUACAGGAGUAGAAUACCAGAGAACAACCCCAGCUUACUAUUGUUAAGCUAGUAGACAUGUCUGGAGGGUCCUCUACCUUAUCAGCAUAUGUAUUAGAGAUAUUUAUCAAUCGCUUUUCAAGCAAAAUUCACAAAUAUCACACGAAUAAAUAUUAAAAUAUUAGGAUGCUAGAGCAUAAACUAAAAACAAAACGUAAGAUUACAAAGCGGCAGUGACACAGGCACCCUAUAGGCAAGCUUGCCUACAAGGACACCUCAGAGUGAGGCCAGGAGAGCCUGCUGCUCUAACAUCCCUUUGCUGGAAGCAAGAGGGAAGGUACAGAAGCUGGGAGAAGAGAUGAGGGUGGCAGCAGCAGAGGAGGGUAGCGGCGGCAGGGAAGUGUGACACAAGCCUGCUGUCAGAGGUGGCGUAAUGUCUUGCACCAGCCCUGGCUAUAAGGGGGAAACAUGUUUUCAAAAUUAUCUAUCUUCUCCCCCUAGGGCAAUGAGCACUCAAGGUAGCCCUGUGAUGUUGGCUCAGAGGCAAUUGAUACUGAUAUGAAUACCAAUUACAGGGGGCAGCUGUUGCCUUUAGGCUUUGAUGUUUGUGGGCUUCCCAAAGGUACUUAGCUGACCACUGUGGAGAAAAGAAUACCAAAUGGUCUCUGGCCUUAUCCAGAGCUUAGAAAGUUCAUUCUAAAAAGGAACUAGCUUUAGUUCUCCAAAAAAGAACUAAUUCCAAUUCAUGUUUUUCCCUUUACAGUACUUAAAAACAAAACAAACCUGUUCCAUUCAUAGUUCAACUCAUUCAUUCAAAUGAUCCUUGGCAAAAAGAGGGGAAUAAGAGCUUUCCGAGUGUUACAAGCUGCUGAAGUAUAACAUAUACUUCAGAAGCGGAAUGUAAAUUACUGUAUUUUUCCAUCUAUAAGACCCCCGCAUGUAGAAGAUGCCCCCUAUUUUGGGGAACUCAGAUUUAAGAAAAUGAGAUGUAUCCAUGUAUAAGACACCCCCUAAUUUUUGACAUUUUAAAGUAAAAAAACCUAGUCUUAUACAUGGGAAAAUACGGUAUUUAUUUCCCCCAACAAUUAUUAUUUUGGAAGCUUAAAGGCCUGAAGAGUCUAAAGAGUAAAAAAAGGGAAAAGUGAAUGAACUUGAGGAUGAGCUAGAAAUUGUUCAAAGUUCUACCCGAAAUUGAACUUAAUUCACUCAGCAAUUAUGAAAACUACUUUCAGAUACAGUUCAGAGGUUUUUGAACUAAAGCAGUGAACUUUGUUAAACCAAACUAUUUAAUUCCAAGAAUUAGUCUUACCUACCCUGUGGGGCUCAUUAUAUUUUUAUUUCUGUACUGUAACAUUUGAAGGCUGAAAUGGGACAUGAAACCCAGCUUAAGCCUAUGAUGAUGACAUCAUCAGAGAUGUAAGGAUCAUGGCCAUGACCUUUUGCAGCCCAGGAGCAAAGUGCUAGGUCUGAAACUGCUCAUCUAAUGACAAAUGUGAUUAAGGCGCACAGGAAGACGUCACUAACUCCACACCCUAGAGCAGUUAGCCAGGAUGGAGCCAGGCCCUUCAUAUAAGCACACAGGACAAGCAAAACCAUUUUUACAAUUGGAACAGAUUUCGAAUCAAAAGAGAAUUGGUAGGAAAACAAAAAAGUUGCCAAUGAGCAUAAACAUUCCUCUGAUGAAAAUAGGGACAUCCUAUUCAUACCCUCCAACAUUUCUCUGAUGAAAAUAGGAAUAUGCAGUGCUAUUUUUUCUAGAAAAAGAGGUGCCAGAACUCACCAUUAAUGCCUCCCUUGUUCUCUUAGAACAGGCAUAGGCAAACUCGGCCCUCCAGAUGUUUUGGGACAACUCCCAUUAUCCCUAGCUAAGUGGUCAGGGAUGAUGGGAAUUGUAGUCUCAAAACAUCUGGAGGGCCGAGUUUGCCUAUGCCUGUCUUAGAAUGACAAUGGUGCCUACCUGAGAGGUGCUGGAACUGAGUUUCGGCUGAAAAAUGGCUUUGGGGAUGUCCUAUUCCAUACCCUCCAACAUUUUUCCAAUGAAAAUUGGGACAUCCUAGGGAAAAGUCGGACAUUCUGGGAUUAAAUGAGAAACCAGGACGGCUUCUAUAAAUCUGGGACUACUCCUGGAAAAUAGGGAAAAUUGGAGAGUCUGAAGGUUGAUAUAAAACAACUUAUUGUUGUCAGUUGUUUUUAAUGCUCUAACCCACCCUUGGACCUUACAGUGAAGGGUAGGUAAUAAAUAAUAAUAAUAAUAAUAAUAAUUACAACAAAUACAAAACCUGGACUGGGGAUGUGUGGUGGCUAGAGUGGGACACAACUUCAAAAUGAUGGAGGAAACAAGGAGGCAGCUAGAGAACCAUCCUCACCCAGAGAAAAGAUCAAUGCAUUCAGUAUUUGUAGGACGUAAUCCAAGAUGGCUUGGAAUCUCCCAUAGGAAUGCUGUUGCUGUUUUGUUAGCUCCCUGAGAACAAACAGGUUUUGUAUACCGAUAACAGCAUAAAGUCAUGAUCUGCCCUUUAGCUUUUAUGUGAUGGUUGCUUUUAAUAGGCUUUUAUUUUUAAUGGUAUUAUCACUGAUUGUAGUUUGCCACUCUUGGCUCCUUUGGCGUGAGAUAUACAUGUAAUAAAUACAUAAAUUACAGUCAACUACUCAUAUUGCACCAGAGAGCUUCAUCUUUUGCAAGUGACUGUGGAGCAGACAGUGCCAGCUGGCCCUAAUCCUGCAUCUUGCCAGAGGAAGGCAAAUACCCCUUCCCAUAAUUCAGUGCCACUUCUCAUCCUUUCAAGUUUUGAUCUACAAGUUACAGCACUGUAAUGAGACACCCAGCCUGCCCCCCACCUCUGAAACUGUGGCAGGACUAUCACAAAUGUUUCUAUUUUAGGGUUGUUUGCUUUUGUUGUCAAGAAUUCUGCCACUUUAUCCUGGUGGUGGGUAAAGCUUAAAGUAGUUUGUAAACAAAAAAAUACAGGAGACCCAAAUGCAAAGUACCUGUAAUUUCUAAAAAAUAAAAACCAACCCUAGCUGUUAAAAAUAAUAAUCAUAGAAGACAGUGUCCCUACGCAUAACCAGAGUGCCUUUCCUCUUUCUUGGUUAGCAUGGCGAUUAAUCAAAGACAUCUCUUUGACACAACUUGGGUCUUCCUUUUCUCUUUUACUGAAGAACAGGGUACUUUAAUGCCAUCCUCCUCGCAGAGGUGUCUGUGGAGGGGAAAUAUUGAUUGAAAAUGUCUAGUAAACUACAUUGGUAGUUGGGUUCCUAUUGAGAGUAUUUGGUGAGCUAACAUGACAGUGUUGUGGGACUGAGGAUCGUUGGAGUGAUCAUUCUGUGAUAUUAUGCCAACGGACAAAGCUGUAUUGUAACUUUUGAAUAAAUGCGAAAAAAUAAAAAAAAUGAACAUGGUGUAGAAGCCAGUGGUGGUGCAGCGGUUAGAGUACUGGACUAGGACUUGUGAGGAGACAUGGGUUAACAACAUCCCCAUUCGGCCAUGAAACUCACUGGGUGAGCAAGAGCCAGCCACUGUCUUCUCUCUGCCUAGCCUGCUUCACAGGGUAAAACUGGGGAGAGGGACAAGGGGGGACAAGGGCUGGAAAUCUGAUUUAAUAAUAAUAACAACAACAACAACAACAACAACAACAACAAUAACAACACCCUGAACAUUUCCAGAGUGCUUCCUCUGUACAGUUGCAUUUCCCCACCUUUUAAAAGUGAACCUUAUACAAAUUAGGGAGAAACGAAAAACACCUGACCUCCCCCCGCCCCCGGCCAGCUUUGGCUACAAAUCCUUUUGAUGGCUAGCGGACAAAUUCUGGCGACUAGCGGCCCUUAACUCUCCUCCUCCUCGGCUCUCUGCCCUGAUUCAAUCCCACGACACACGUCUGAGGGAAGAAGCCCCUCAGAUUCCUCCUUCCACGUCCCACACGCCAGUGGCGGGAAGCCGAGGGGAGGCAGCGCGACAGGCCAGGCGACACGGAGCCCGGCUCCCCAUAGGCCGCGCUCGCUUGGCGCCCGCCCGCCUCCAUUAUGUGCUAAUUUAGCCCCGCGCUGAGCGAGGCUCGGCUUCCCCGAGCUUUUCCUCAGCCCGGAAUAGCUCGGCAGCCCCCCCAGCGGCGGCGGCAGCGCCACCCCCGCCUCCCCAACCGCUUCCCUCAACCGCCUUCGUGCUUGCGCUCUCAGCCCAACUUGUCCCCUAGCGAGUCCCGCCUCCCUCCCUCCCUCCCUGCCGCGCGCCUCAGGAGGCUGGCUGGCGGGCGGCGCAGGGGCCACCCCUCCACUCGGCCUCGAGGCGGGACGCAGCAGCAGGGUAGGCUGCGCCGGGUUCUGUGUUCGUUCGCUCGAGCAGGGAGGGCGGGGAGGAGGAGGGAGGAGGCUGGCUUGUUGCAGUUGGGAGCGCCUGUCAUGGAGGAGCUGCGCCGCGAGCGGGGCGCGGCGGCGGCGGCACCGACGGCUGGACUGUGAGGAGCGGCGCGGCGGUUGCUCUGAGGAGACGGAGCCGGGCCUGCCUUUCGGCGGGAAGGUAGCUGGCUGCAGAGACCAGAGGGGGAAAGGGAGAGAGAGAGAGACAGGCUCCUUCCUCGUCCUCCUCCCUUCGCCUCCGCCCCGGCCUGGCUCUCAGGCGUUGCCGAGGCUCCUCCUGCCUUGCCGGUCGCAGCGAAGGGCGAGCGGGGCGGUUGGAGUUUCGGCGGCCGGGCAGGCAGCGCUGCGGUUCGGGGCGGGCGAAGGGAACGCGAGGGACUAGCAGGCGAAGGCGACGCAGGUGAGGAGCGGCUGCCCGGCAGCGGAGCUUUCUAGGCGACGUCGGCCGCCCGCCUGCCUGUUUCCUUUUGGCCGCGGGAGGCUCCCCAGGGGAGAAGUCAGGACAAAGGGGGCGGAGAAGCGAAGGGCGUCCUGGGUGGCUCGGUGCCCGGAGCGCAGCCCCUGCGGGUGGGCUGGGGGUCGUGAGCAGGGCGAAGCGCCUCGGGUGUGGGGGUCGUGACCGUGGGGGUACGAUGGGGCCAUCUAUGCCGUCAAACCGUGUAGGGCAGGCGGGGAAAUUCCUGAGGGCGCCCUCCCAGCUGAGGGCGCACUUGAAAGCUUUCCUUUUGUGAGUCUUGUGAUAUUUCGGGCAUAGGUUCGGAUCCCAGCCUUAAAAAGUUCUUCGCCUUUGCUUCUUCUUUUUUGUAGCCACCAGGUGGUGACAAUCCCGUGUCAGCUAGGUUGUCUGAACCCAGAUGGGCUCAGCAGACAAAAUAGACGGUUAACCGGUAUGAGAAGUAGCAAGAAUAAUUUGCAUCGGGGAUCCUAUCUCCCUCAUAGUCAUCUCAAAAGCUAGCAUUUGUUGCCUGUAAAUGUUCAGACCCAGGUGCCUUUUUCUUCUGGGGGCAAGUGGGAGGGACAGUAUUAGCAAGGGUAAUGAUUGUAUUUUGAGUGUCUUCACUUAGCUGUCAAACUUUGUCUUGUUUUCUAGGUUGCUGAGCAUAGUAUUUGCUUUAAGAGGUCUCGUGUGAAAGCUUCAUGCAGUACACAGAGGCAGCACAUCCUUGGAGGAGAGUGUGCAGGGAGCAGCUUCAACUCUGUGGUUCCAGUUAUCCCAUUAUCUGUGAUUCUGAAGAACAAGUCAGAGAGAGAGGAAGAGACUAAAUGGAUCUUAAGACAGCAGUAUUCAAUGCAGCUCGGGAUGGCAAGCUGCGGCUUCUCACCAAGUUACUGGCGAAUAAAACUAAAGAAGAAGUGGCCUUGCUGGUGUCAGAAAAAACAAAUGGUGCCACGCCCCUUUUGAUGGCAGCCCGCUAUGGCCAUCUUGACAUGGUGGAACAUCUACUGGAACAGUGCAGUGCUUCUAUAGAAGUUGGUGGCUCUGUGAAUUUUGAUGGUGAGACUAUUGAAGGUGCACCACCCUUAUGGGCAGCAUCAGCAGCUGGCCAUUUGAAGGUGGUCCAGUCUUUAUUAAAUCAUGGAGCAUCUGUCAACAAUACCACUUUGACAAACUCAACACCUCUUAGAGCUGCCUGUUUUGAUGGUCAUCUAGAAAUUGUAAAGUAUCUUGUGGAACACAAAGCUGACUUGGAAGUAUCAAACCGCCACGGGCAUACAUGCCUUAUGAUAUCGUGUUAUAAAGGGCACAAAGAAAUCGCUCAGUAUUUGCUUGAAAAAGGAGCUGAUGUAAAUAGAAAAAGUGUCAAAGGUGAGUUCAGUAUCCAUUUUCAGCAGUGAAUUUUAAAGAACUGUUCAGAAUGUUCAUUUGGUUUGACAGUUCAAAGGUUCAAAGUCCAAGCUUAAUUCUGUCCUUGCUAAAUUUUCCAUGCUGUAUAUAACAUUCCUUUAGGUUUCGUUUUUAAAGGGAAUUGUUCCAUAGAUUAUGCUCAGGUAGUGUUGUAUAGGUACAAUGAUGUGGUGAUAAUUCCUUGUUUUUUUAAAAAGCAACAUCAUACAGAAACUGGAUUAUUUUGGAUCAUUGAAUGGAAGAAUUUAAUCACUAUUAAUACAGGUAAUACUACAAAUACAAAUUGCAUUGGCAUUCUUUAGGCAUCACCACCCAUUAUCUAAAUAUAUCUAUCUGCCUGCUAGGUAUAGUAAGGAUAUAUCCCAUAUUAGUCUUAUCCUUACAGUUGUAAUAGAAUUACAAUAAAGGGAUAGUGGCACUGUGUCACAACUGAAGCCUUUGUUCUUCUUGUUUACUAUGUUGACACUUUUGGUCAGCAAAAUUGUUUUGUGGAUUAUUCUCGUGAUUGUAGUUUACUCGUCCAUUUGUUCUAGACAUGACAUUGCUUUUUUAUUACAGUAUUUUCUUUUCUUUCACAUUUUUACUAGUUUGCUAGGAAUGUUUAUUGCUUCAGAGAGUCACAAAGACUACUCUGCCCAUCCUGUCUCUGACUCACAUGCAUCUGACCUCCCUUAACCACACUAAUCUAAAAAACAGGACAUAUAACCGAGAGACUGUGCAGUCCUACACAGGUCUACUCAGCAGUAAAACCCAUUGAGUUCCAUGGGGAUUACUCUCAGGUAAAUGAGUCCAUAGCAGCCUUAGUCUUACGAAAAUCCAUGGGCUUUGGUUCAAUCAUUUCCACUGUGUAAUAACAAAUAUUAUUUGUAUGCUAAGUAACUGAGUAACUGAGAGCACACUGGUGUAACUACAAAUCAGGAAAUUUCUAGUUUUGACUUGUUUCUGUCGUGAACCCCCCCAGACAGUUGCUUAGAUUCCUGGAUGCAAUAUAGUGAGGGGAUAAAUCAAACUAUGAUUAUGUAAAUUCUUUGAACAGUCCACAGCUUUAUAUAAAUACUAAGUGUUAUUAUUAUUGACCAGCUGGAUCUUGUUUUGUGACUUUCUGGUGUUGUCUUUCUUCACUCUGCUUAAUGACUCAUAAUUGAAACACAAGUUCUGCCCUUAUAGCAAUGUGAAAGGAAUUCUAUUUUUAUAAGCAGAAGAAGCAUACUGCUGUCACUGACACUUGGUAGCAGAACUUAACCCCUUUCUGUUAUUUUAAUUUCUCAGUAUUAUUUUAGUAAGUAAAAGGUAAAGGGACCCCUGACCAUUAGGUCCAGUCGUGACCGACUCUGGGGUUGCGCCGCUCAUCUCGCUUUAUUGGCCGAGGGAGCCGGCGUACAGCUUCCGGGUCAUGUGGCUAGCAUGACUAAGCCGCUUCUGGCGAACCAGAGCAGCGCACGGAAACACUGUUUACCUUCCCGCCGGAGUGGUACCUAUUUAUCUACUUGCACUUUGACGUGCUUUCAAACUGCUAGGUUGGCAGGAGCAGGGACCGAGCAAUGGGAGCUCACCCCGUCGCGGGGAUUCGAACCACCAACCUUCUGAUCAGCAAGUCCUAGGCUCUGUGGUUUAACCCACAGCACCACCCACGUCCUAUUAUUUUAGUACAUUAACUAAAAGAACUGUGUCAUGGUCAUGGGUUCUUUCUAUUAGUAAAGUGUCUAGAUAAUCGAAGCUAUGCCAGGUGAGAACCCACAGAAACUUUUAUGGAUGCCCUUUCCUAAACAUUGGAGAGUAGCAUUGCUGGUUCAUUGGCAAAUGAAGCUUACAGGAUUGUUUAUCCUUGAUGAUGCUCUUUUUUCCAAUUGGUGGAAUAAGAGUUUUGGCCUAGAGAUUAAAAAAAAAAAAAUUCACCAAAAGUUGUGGCUUCAUCUAUUUUUCUUUGUCAUAGGUUCACAUAAGAUUAAUUUUAUUGAAAAUAAAAUCUUAAUUUUAUUGUAAUUAUUAAUAGAAAAAGUAAUUAUCUCAAUUCCCACAUCAAUAUAUUCAGAGGGUAAACUGGGGAAUAAUUUUUUGUAGCAACCAAUUUAACAUGACUGCCAGUUUUGGACUUUGAGUAGUAUUUUGUGCACAUCUGUACUGUGAGCUCUGAAGUUUCAAAAUAACACAGGAAGUAAAUAUUUCAGAGUUUUUGUUUUCAUGUAGUAUAUAUGCAGAUUGAGUAUUGGUGUCUUAAAAGAUAUCAAUUUCACCUUUAAAAAGGUAGUCUUAUAAUUCGGAAAGCAGUGGGUGGUCUCCAGUUAACUCAUUCUGUCAGUGCAAGCAUUUUCACUUGCGUAAUGGAACUUCUCCCUUUUCUCCUCCUUCCAUGUGCCCCUUAUUGUUCUGGGUUCCCCCCCAACCCUCUGGAACUGAUGUAGGGAGGAUAUUAGGCGUGUCCAGGGAGAGGAGACGGGAAGUUCUGUUGUGCUAGUGGAAAUCACUGUGCUGAUGGAACAAGGUAGUUGGAUACCAUUUGUAGUCCUUUUUCAUAUAAUGCAUAAUGGGUCAGUUACAUGAUGCUUUUUGUUCAGAACAUGCAUAAAUGUAGGUUUAUGAAGCAAGACCUGGCAGUAGGGGCAGUAAGGCCUGUCUUGCCAGCUGGGGAGCACUCUGGAUUCUGAUUUCUGAUUUCUAAAGGUACUUUGAAGCAGCUCGCAAAUGUAGAGAAAAUACACAUUUCUUCCUUAACUGUGCUAUUCUAUAAAAUGUAUAGAAUAGCACACUUUAUGAACAAAGCAAGCUCAGAAAUAAGCUCAGUUGAAUCCUAACCCCUGGCUAGCAGUGGCAAGAUUUGCUGGAGCUAUUCAGCUAGCCACUGCAACCACAGUCCUGCUGCUUUUGCUUGUCAGGGUGGGAGGGGGCAGGAAAAAUGCCCCUUCACUGUGCCAGCUACCAGGAUCAUACCCAUCUGCCAUCAUGUGAUGGCAGCAUACCAGCUCUGAUCUUGUGUCAACCCAGUCCAUCCCUAUAAUGCCUCAUUUUGGGGGUCUCCAUUGUAGUAGUGAUAGUGCCAGUGCUAGCUUCCAUCUUUCUGCUAUUUGGGUGGGCAUAUUGAACUGCAGCUAUGCCAGUGGCAAAACUCCCCUGGCAGGCUAGUGGAGCCAGGCAGAGCUGGAUAGAGGGACACAUUUGCUGCAUCUACACUCGCUCCCAACAUGGCCAUUUGGGCAUUUGAAUUGCUCUGUUACUCUUAGACAAGUGUGGGCAGGAGUGCAACCAAAGUCUCCCUGCUGCAAAUAGCAGUAGCCUGGAGACUUUAGCAGGGUUGGAGAAACAGGCAGCCCUCCAAAUGUUGCUGAGGCUGAUGGGAGUUGAAGUCCAACGGUGUCUGGAGAGCCAUGCUUUUUAGACAAAUCUACCAAAGGGUAACUAGCUGUUCUGAAGCUAUCAGUUUUAUUCAGUUCCUGAGAAGCACUUUCUUCCACCAUAUGUCCUCCACAGUGGUGAUAGUAAGAGCAGUUUCUGUCUCGGGUUUCUAUUUCUGGCUCUUUUCUCUAAAUCCUUAGAAGAUUGUGCUGGCAGUAUGUGGAGGAGUCAGCUUGUUUAUUAUGUUGUUGUUGAGCUUGAUCCUGCCUUUUGAAAACUCCUAGCUUUGUGUGGAACAAUUUAUGUGCCUAUACUAUAGUUGUAGUACAGUGUGGUGGUGUGUGUGUAUUACAUGAAAAGAUAUGUAAGAUAUUCGUUAUUUGGCAAGGAACCUAAAAUGUGUUUGAGGAAGCCUGUCCAGCGUAUUCUAGAGCCAGACAGAAGAACCAUGUGAAUCCCUUCUUUGUUAGUCAUACUGUUGUGCUUAUAUAAACCUAUCACAUUUUUGUGUUCUAUGAUUAUCACUUCGGAGUCUAUCCAUGGCAACAUUGUCACUUGGAGAAAUAUUAAGCUGCAUAGAUUUAGAGAGAUUUUAUUUAGGAAUCUUUUAAACGUUAUUCAAGGACUAUGAAAAUGUUAUACUUCUUCCCUAGUGGAUACUUUUAGGAAGAAGGCAAACACGUUAGUUAAAUACGAAAUUUACAGGAAGCUAAGCAUUUCAGAUGAUAUAUUUUCAUUGAACGGAUAAGGAAGUUGAGUGGAAACUAAAAUAUAUGCAUCACAAUCCUAUGCAGAUUUGCACAUAAGUACUUGCCCCAGAGUCGGCCACGACUGGACCUAAUGGUCAGGGGUCCCUUUACCUUUACCUUUUACUUGCCCCUCUGAAUGUUCAGUAUGUCUUACUAGCAGCUGUUAUCUCAGGCUGCAGUCAUAUGCACAAGUGGAAGGGUAGUCUUUCAAUAAGGUUAUGAGUUACCGUAUAUACUCAAGUAUAUGCCGAUUUUUUCAGCACAUAUUUUAUGCUGAAAAAGCCCCCCAUGGCUUAUACUCGAGUGAGGUGGCCGGCCCAAAAGGAGCCCUUUCUCACCGCUGGUCCCGCCCCCGCCUCUUGCAAGGGCAGGCACAGGAGCCAUGGUUGGGAGAGGCCCUGCGCUGUGCUUCUCCCAGCCAUGGCUCCUAUGCCUGCUCUUGUGAGCGGCAGAGGGACGAGCAGCCUGAAAGGAGCCCUUUCGGGCUGCUCCUUCCUCCUCCUCCACCUUUGCCACUGUCGGCAGCUGCGGAGGAGGAAUGAGCAGCGCGAAAGCAGCCCUUUUGGGCUGCUUGUUUUUCCUCCGCCACUGCCACCACCAGGUUUCUGGUGUGGUGAACCAGCUUAUACUCAAGUCAAUAAGUUUUCCCAGUUUUUUGUGCUAAAAUUAGGUGCAUCAGCUUAUAUUCGAGUCAGCUUAUACUCAAGUAUAUACGGUAAUUAUUUAAGGGUGAAAUCCAGUUUUCCACCUCUCUUGGGAUGGGUUUUGAUCCAGCAGAGGCAUCUGUGAAUGUCAAAAGGGGGAAGCAAUUUUCUCCCAAUUCUCUUUUCUGAUGAAGUCCAUCACACCACUUUUCAUACUGUUCUAAAAGGUUCCCUGAACCUCUAGAACAGAUUUGGGCAGGCAUUAAAAGGUGAAUUAGAGAAAAUCUCAUCCCCUCCUCUAAUGUUAGCAGAUGCCUGUGCUAGAGCAAAAGCUGCCCUGCAAGUGAGAGGGCAGCAUUCAGUGCAUCUUAUUCUAAAUAACUAAACAAUGAAAUGUGGUGGUUCUGACAGGACAUGAUUAAUCCAUGUAUUAUGGCUUUCAGAAAGUUAAAAAUAAAAUUGGCACAUUGUCUGUGAUUCAAAGCUUAACAGAUUUAUAGCCAGUAGUAAUAUACUAGGGAAGAUGACUACACUCUUGUAGACAUUGAGUUGUACUCUGUCCAUGAUGGUACACUGGGUUACUUUACCAACCUGUUAAGAGUUAAGAUUUUGGUGAGCUGGCCUAGUAUCUUAAACUACGUGGCGAGUGAGCAAACAAAUUCAAUUCCUGUGAAAUGGUGAACUAUUGGAGAGAAGCUGAAUCUGAUUCUUCAGUGAAAUACUGGCUGUGUUUUAUCAACAGUAAGUUCCUUCCCCAAGUUGGGACGUAGGGACAUGAUCCCAACACAGUGCUUCUGUGCUGCAUUAUUACCCAGCCAUGUAUAAGCUGGAUGUUGAGUAGUAUCAGCAUCAGUGAGCCAUGUGCAUAUGAAUUGGUGUAAGUGGAACAAAUGUCAGUAAUAAUUAGGUAUUUCAGUUUCAGCUUUUUGCAUCCUUUUCUUAAGCUAUCAUGCUUUGUGCUUCCUAUCUUUAAAUACCUUCUUGGUUGUCUUCCAAGUUAUCUCUCCCUGCCUGUCCACAAAGAUCUGCCUCAGGGCCCCAUGUGAACAAUUUCUUGGACAUAAUGACUUUUCAUUUUCCUCAUAGCAGCAUUCUUUUUUUGAAAACUCUCCCGUUAAUUUGACUUCACAGUAAUACAGUAGUGAUGGGGUGGGACAAAUAGGCAACCAAUUUCCUGUUUGUGUGUUUUUUGCUAUAUACAUAAACAGAGCUUUAUUACAGAAACAUUUUGUAAGACAUGUUCAGAAGGCUAUCUACUAAGAAAUUUACCCAGUAUAAGUGGAGGGAAGCAGUGAAGUAUUAAGAGUACAGUGACUCAGGCGCAAGCUUUCACACACAUUGUGGUAUAAAUCCAAUUAAAGAAAGUCAGACUUCUUUCUAAAUAAGCAUGCAUAGAAUUGUGCAGCAUAUCUCUGUGCUGUUCAUUUGCAAGGGAGUACCUGAACCUAUUUUUUCCUUGGGCAAGCUGGCAUAUCUGUUCCAUCUUGCUAUUUCAAGCAGCAAACCAGUACAGCCACUCAUAAUAGGAAUAUACUUGCAGUUGAACUAUAACUAUUUCAAAGGCAAUCUUUAAAUUUAUUAGAAAUAAUUAAACAAACAUCAGCUGUAGUUUCAGUUGCCUAAUUGGAUGCAGAUUUACUCCCCAAUUUGUGAUUUGAGACAUCACACUAGAACAGAUACCUACAAACAAAUAUAUUUGUAAAAUUGUGCCGUAACUGAUCAUGUCAAAUGGUGGGAUGGAAUACUUCCUGUUGCAGGAUCUGCUUACUUGUAAAUGCUCCAAUCUGCCCCUUGAUACAACAGAGAAAGAUGCUUACCUGCAGGAAUUUAUUUAUUUUGAUAAUUAUUUUACAGUUCUAGAUAUGUGCUGACUGCAACCCCACAAGCAGCAAUCAGACUCUGCAUUGAUUGUGAAACUUAUUGGAGAAAUCUUCUUUCUCCUGUUCACAAUUUUCUAAAGUGGAGAGGGGAUUGCUACAGAACUUGGAAACAGUCACUGCUAUGACCUCAGAGAUUUUGAUGCUCCUGAAGGGCCUUGAAACUGAGUGACGUAAUAAAGUUAGGCUUGUGUAGAGCAAAAAAUUAUAGAUAAUUGUUUGAACUACGCGGGUGGCACUGUGGUCUAAACAACUGAGCCUAGGACUUGCCGAUCAGAAGGUCAGCGGUUUGAAUCCCCGCAAUGGGGUGAGCUCCCAUUGUUUAGUCCCAGCUCCUGCCAACCUAGCAGUUCAAAAGCACGUCACGUGCAAGUAGAUAAAUAGGUACCACUCUGGAACGAAGGUAAACGGCGUUUCCAUGUGCUGCUCUGGUUCACCAGAAGCGGCUUAGUCAUGCUGACCACAUGACCACUGUCUGCGGACAAACGCUGGCUCCCUCGGCCUAUAGAGCAAGAUGAGUGCCACAACCCCAGAGUCGUCCGCAACCGGACCUAACGGUCCGGGGUACCUUUACCUUUUAUGCUUCAUUAUUUGAUCCAGUAAGGCUUAGCUGCCCCAAUCCUAUAGAACUCCUUACCCAGGGGUGGUUAACCUGUGGUUCUUUGAAGUUGUUGGACUUCAGCUUCCAGUCCCAGCCAGCAUAACUAAUGGUCAGAAUUGAUGGGAGUUGUAGUUUAGCAACAUUUGGAGGACCACAUGUUGGCCAUCCUGUCUUAAUCGGUUUACCUCCUGCAGAAAGAAUAGCAUUACUCACCUGUUCUUAAAAUGUUUAAGGUAAUCCUUGCAGAAUUCCCUCCCCCCCCCCCCAAAAAAAAUCAUGUUCACUUUACUGUGACCUGAGUGUUGGCUACAGAAACAAGUUAUCUAAAUGUGCCAGCAGACAGGGCUUUCCUUUAUUUCCUUCCCAAGUCCAUUGUCUCAGGUACUAUAAAUGCUUUGAACACCACUGAAUGAGUGGUUAAAUACAGUGGUACCUCAGGUUACAGACUCCUAUAACCCAGAAAUAGUACCUCAGGUUAAGAAAUUUCCUUCAGGAUGAGAACAGAAAUCGCGCACCGGCGGCAGCAGGAGGCCCCUUUAGCUAAAGUGGUACCUCAGGUUAAGAACAGUUUCAGGUUAAGAAAAGGCCACCAGAAUGAAUUAAGUUAUUAACCCGAGGUACCACUAUAAUAUGUAUUGGGAAAACAUGGGGAAAAUUUUAGCUCCAGCAGAACAGCUGCAGUGGGAUGUUCUGGCAAAAUGCUGUAAGCUUUGGGUUGGCAAAUAUAAAAGCCACAUAUUCAAGGCUGAUUGUUUUUCUUAAAUUCAAACAGGAAAUUUAUUAAGUGACUAAUAAGGAAUGUUACUUUUCUUACAUGUUCAUGACUUAGAUUAAAAUACCACCUUUGUCGAUUAUUUGUCCACUGCUUAUGAUGUGCAAUUUUAUCAUUAUUUUAAUGACUAGCAUACUAGCUAAUUUGAAUUCUGUACAGCCAUAAUUCCUUCAUUGUUUCUCUGAAAAUGUGUCAUAGCAUACAUGAUUUUUUUGCUUUCUUUUUUCCAUAGGAAACACAGCAUUGCAUGAUUGUGCCGAAUCUGGUAGCCUGGAAAUAAUGAAGAUGCUUCUCAAAUAUUGUGCAAAGAUGGAAAAAGAUGGUUAUGGAAUGACUCCCCUUCUGUCUGCUAGCGUUACAGGUCACACAAACAUAGUUGACUUUUUGACCCAACAUGUUGAAACUAGCAAAGUAGAACGUAUAAAUGCACUGGAACUCCUGGGAGCCACCUUUGUGGAUAAAAAGAGAGAUUUGCUCGGUGCUUUGAAAUACUGGAAAAGAGCUAUGGAUAUGAGAUACAGUGAUAGGACUAACAUACUGAGCAAACCUGUGCCUCAAACGUUAAUUAUGGCCUACGAUUAUGCCAAGGAGGUGAACAGUGCCGAAGAGCUAGAAAACCUUAUUGCAGACCCUGAUGAGAUGAGAAUGCAGGCCUUGUUAAUUAGAGAACGUAUUCUUGGCCCAUCUCACCCAGAUACGUCCUACUAUAUUCGGUACAGAGGUGCUGUCUAUGCAGACUCUGGAAACUUCAAACGAUGCAUCAAUCUGUGGAAGUACGCUUUGGACAUGCAGCAGAGCAAUUUGGACCCCCUGAGCCCUAUGACUGCGAGUAGUCUGCUUUCGUUUGCUGAACUCUUCUCCUUCAUGCUUCAAGACAGAGCCAAAGGCCUGCUGGGCACAACAGUUACAUUUGAUGAUCUCAUGGGUAUACUGUGCAAAAGUGUCCUCGAAAUAGAACGUGCCAUCAAGCAAACUCAGUGUCCGCCUGACCAAAUACAGCUCAACAAAGCCCUUUCCAUCAUUUUGCAUUUAAUUUGCUUGCUGGAGAAAGUUCCUUGUAGUCCCGAGCAAGAUCAUUUCAAGAAACAAACUAUAUAUCGAUUUCUUAAGCUACAUCCUAGAGGAAAGAAUAACUUCAGCCCACUCCACCUUGCUGUUGACAAGAACACCACAUGUGUGGGGCGCUACCCAGUUUGUAAAUUUCCUUCUUUGCAAGUCACUGCUAUACUAGUGGAAUGUGGCGCUGAUGUAAAUGCUAGAGACUCUGAUGACAACAGCCCUUUGCACAUAUCUGCACUGAACAACCAUCCUGACAUCAUGAAUCUUCUUAUCAAGUCAGGAUCACAUUUUGAUGCAACAAACUUGCAUAAACAAACUGCUAUUGACUUGCUGGAUGAGAAGGAAAUGGCAAAGAACUUGAUCCAGCCCAUCAACCAUACUACACUGCAGUGUCUUGCUGCCCGUGUAAUUGUGAAUUAUUGCAUAGGUUACCAAGGGCACAUCCCAGAAAAACUUGAGAACUUUGUUUUGCUCCAUAGAUGACAGUCUGACAAUAGGCCCUUGGUACUGUGGGAGCACGAGUUAGUAACAUCAAUUGUUGCUUUCUCAAGCACUGUUGUGAUAUGCCAGCGAUACACCAUCAUUCAUUCAGCUUGGUCCAUCCUGCUCAUUGGCUAAAGCAUUAUUAGAAUCAGAUCUGCAGAAUUGGUUGCCCAAUAUUUAAAACAAACAUACCAUAUAAUAUAUUUUGUGGAUUAUUUAGAAAUGUAAUGCUAUAUUCGGACUCACUAAAAUUUGUCUGCCAAAGGCUUGUCUACUCUGGUUUAGUUUGCCUGUUGGUUGUUUGGGACUGAACUGAAUAAUUUUCGUGGUGUUGUCUUAUUCUUACUGGUGUGUGGAUUUUAUAUAGUUGGGAAGUCAUCUUUUUGUUCUUGCUUGAGCAUUUCUAUUCUUUUUUCUAAUGGGUUCAUUGCUGAACUAUACAAGUUGUAUGGACUUGUUAACAUUUGCAAUUACCAUAAGUGCUUUUAUCCUCUCUAUGCACUGGCUUGAACAUGACUGUUUGUGUGUUGGCAUAUUUCUAUGCAGCAGUUGGCCAUUGUCAGUUCUGACACUGUUUUCUUGCAGUUUGUUAGAGAACUCUCUGAAAAUAUACCCUUUACAGUUUGACAUUUCUUGAAGACAUCAGUCAGCUGUCUAAACUCAUAUGACUUUUUGCCCCCAGCUUUUUCUGCAGUUGCUUUCCAUUUAUUUUUCUAGAGUUGUGUGCUGAAUUUGGGAGUAAAAUGUGUUCUUGUUGGCAAUCCCACUUUUAAAUUAAGUCUGAAAGUCAUAUAAAUAUGUCUUGCUGCGAGGAGAGAAAGGAAAGGAACUGCCAUAUUCUCCUCUACACUAGUGUCUUGCUUGAGCUGAUUGUGUGACUAGGCAUAGAGAGUUUUUUUUCCAAAUUUAACCUGAAACUUAAUCAUACAACUCAGUGAGUACUAGAUCAAACAUAGUCUGAAAUUACAACUCAAGAUUCUUAAGUACAAAAGAAAUUAAAGCAUGUUGGCAUGAUGCUUGUCAGUCCAGAUCUAGCCAUCAACUAGUAUAAUUAACUAUAUGGUUGUAAUCAGUAGCCCUCUGCAGGGGCUUCAGAAGUUUAGUAGUAUCCCCUUCAUUUUCAAAUAACUCUUACAGAUAAUUUGCAUGCAUUUUAUUCUCUAAUACCUUUCAGCCAUAUUUAUGGAAAACAUCAGAGGCCAUGUUGAGUACAUAGUCUCGACUGAAAGCUAUCUAUUUUUAUAAUACUUGCACAACAGCUUAGCUAUUGCAGCAGAAAGGGCUUUUUAGACUUGAUAAGGAAACCAUAAGUGAAGACUACAAAUGAGAUUAAGAUUCAGGUAAUUAAUAUAAUUCAGCACUUUAUUGUUGAUUCAUAAUGAAACUUAUUAUGGCAUAUUAGACCUGCAAAUGUCUUAAAAUAAAAUGGUUCUCAAGAAAAAAAAAAUCCCACCUCAUUUUUCUUCAAUGGAAUACAGUGUAUUUGACAUUUUCACAAUCUAACAUAUCGAGUGUUUUCCAGUACUACUAUACCUAGUGCUUUUUCAAUUCACAAAAAAAAAAAAACAACAACACAGAGGUUACUGUGAAUCUGUAGCAGUUGACAGUGCAGGAAAAAUCAGAACCAAAUCAAUGCAUCAAGGCUGGCAUGAAUGUGGAAUUCCUUUUUUAAUUCCAACAUUACUACCCUCAGUUGAUUGAUCACAUUUGGUUGGCACAUCCUCACAGUACUUAUUAACUAGUACUCACACUGACUUUUUAAAAUCAUCACUUUAUUGGCCUCUUCAGAAAUAAUGCUAAACCAUGGGUUAGCAUUUUGAGAACAAACUGCGUCUUUGUGCUUUCUCUUUUUCUUCUCCUUAGUGUUUGUGGGAAGAAGACUGGAAACUUCCAGUUUCAUUUUGGAAUAAAUCACAAAUAAACCAGGAAACUGGUUUAUUUAUUCUAACUAGUUAGUUCAAAUGAACCAGGAUUAAACAAUAGUUUUACAUUCUCAUUUGUUAAAACAAACCAGGUAGCCACUUCCCAAACAAACCACUCAGAAUUAGCCAUUUCCCAAUUCAGGACGCUAUGAUGCAUUAAUGUGAUGCAUUAAAACAAGGUAGAAGCUUGCUUUCUCCUUUUUUCACAUGCAAAGGAGGAGGAGAGUGGAGAGAAAGGGAUGCAAGUCCAAAGUUCACUGUGGUUCAUUCUUGCAAUGCUAUAUCGUGUUUUAGUGUUGCUUUUGAAGUGGGCCGUUGCCUAGUCUAGAGUGUAUAUGACAAAAAUUUAUUUGUUCCAUCACACCAAGAAAGGAAUGAGAAACUUGCAUUGCUGUUUGUUUAAUUUUCAGAACUGGCAAGAAAUGCAAGUUAUUUUUUGUUCAUGGGCACAUCUGUGUCACUAUCAAAAGCAAAUUGUAUGGGGAAAUUGGGUUCACAAGUAUAAAGGAGAACAUUUAAUUUAACUAAUUACUUUUACCCUGGUUGAAACACAUUCCUAUUUCUGGAUUCACAGUCUGAGCAGUUUGGGGGUGGGGAAGUCAGAUUUUUCAUAAUCUUCAUUGCUUGCCUGCAAGUAGACAAUACUAAUUCAUAUACUAGAAGGGCAAAACUUAACCUACUUUAGCCUAAAAAUAGGACAUGAGAUGAACAGGGAGACUGUAGAACACUGUGUCCUCAAAAAUGUUUUAUUUUCCUUUGUAACUACUCAGGCAAUACUAAGCGUUUGGAAAUGGGGAUAUCUCUUGACUUAUUGGACAUACUUUGAAAAAUAUCUUCUGCUGAUAAGUUAAAGAAUUGGUAUUCUGUAAAACUUUUAAAAAACCUUAGUUAAUGGUGACUGAAGACUUCUUGCUGAAUAUGGCAUCUUCGUACUGAACAACCAUACAUCAUUUUUAAAAAUACAAUUUAUUUACACUCUUGAUACUUCAUUUUUAAAAACAAUACAAUUAAUUUACACCCUACACCUACAGUCCAAGACUCAUGAAGACAAAGUAUGGUUCUCUUCUUGUUUUCAUAUUAAUUUUCUAAGUCUUUAAACUACUGAAAUUAAUUUGCUAAAUGUUCAGACUAAUGCAGCUUUAGAUGCAUAGUAAAUUAGAAACUACCAGAUAGCCAUCUCUUUGUGUAUACUAAAAAGUGGCUUCCAACAGUAAUUACCCACCACUUGGAAUACUGAUGAUAGCUGUUCCUGUAGUCCUGGAAAUUAUUACUUAGUAUAAGGCUUAUAAGCCAUUCAAGAAGAUGUGUUUUAGCAUGGGUUGCAGGAAUAUCUACUUGCCAGCAUUAGGGAAAUGAAGCCCUUUAAGAUAUUCUGACUGAUCAUUUCUCUUCAACAUAGUUUCCCCUAAAAACAUCUAGUUUCUUCUUACUGAAUUGCUGUCAUGCCUUAUUUGAGAACCUCACAUAACUUUCAGAUAAACCAUCUCUUUAUUUGGAAAGAGGCAGAAAUGGGUACCAUCAGUAUGGCUCAUCCUGAUUCUUGACCAAGUUUAUCCCAUUUAUUGCUUUUAUGUAUUUCCCUUUUUAUUUAUGAAUGCUUGUAAUUUUUGGCACUAGCACAACAGUUCCUUUGUUAACAUGAGCUUGGUUGCCAGAGAGGGCUCCAAAUAGUGUCUUCUUCCAAUGUUGUACUGAGCAAUUAAGAAAGGGAAGAGCAGCCAUACUUCGCACUAGCUAAAUAUCCCACACAGUGAUAAUGUGCAUUCAGUUAGUAUUGUUUGAGAGCAGAGAACCAGGGAGUAAGACUGUUACAUUUUGGAAAUAAAGUUUUUGAAGUAGUAGCCAGAUUUUAUAUGCCAAAGCCACUGAUUGCUCUGCUCUGCUAAUCUGUAUGGAAUCUGAUGAUGAGUCAAUAUUUUGAAGAUAAUAGCAAUAAAUUUAUAUUUACAUUAAAAAAAUACUAGUUUGUAGCCCUCAGAAUUGCAAGGGGGAAAAGGGGGGGGGGAGAGAGAGAGAUCAGUCCACUUAGAAGAAAUACAUGGAAAAUCCUUUAGUUGCUGUGGAUUUUUGGACUCCUUUGGGUACUGAUUCCUGUAUUUUGGUGGAUUUGUGGUACACAACUGAACUUAACCAUGCUAAGCUCCCAAGUAGGCAAGUCUAGGCAGUCCUGAAAGAGGCUAGAGGUGUAAGCUAUUGACUUCCCUUGUAAUGACAUAAUCCUGAUUAGUUUUAGUUUAGCAAAACAAGUUUGGCUGUUGACUCUUCCUUUCUUUAUUGCCCAUUAGUGUCAACUAAAAGCUUUAAACCAUUGUUUUCCUUGAGUUUUUCAGCAGCAUAUUCUGUUUCUCCUAUGCAAUCCUGUCAUUUGAUCUGUCCCUCUUUUCUUCCUUGUAUGUUUACUGCCAUUCUCCCAGUCUCUUAUGUGGUACACCUCAGUUUUCUCAUCCUUCCUCAUGAGCCAAAAUUGAGAUGGGGCACCUGAACCCAUUAAGAAGCAGGAGAACUUUCCUGAAAAGUAUAAGAUCACUGCUUCAUAGUAUAAUGUAUUUAUUUUUUUCUUCCUUCAGUCUUACCAAGUUGUGCCUAUGCUAAGCCUGUCAAAAAUAGAGGAACGCACCUGCUAAGAAAAUACUUUAUUAUGUCUUUUUUCCUUCCAAUUGGAUGUGACUUUAAUACAUUAAAAAAACAACAACAAGAUGAAAGAUCUUGUUUCUUCAGUUCCUUAUCAGUUAAUCACUGCUAACCUUGCACAAGUCUUUCAAUGUGUUGUUGUGGAGUUAACAUAUCAGACUUUAAUAAGUUGAUGUAUGUAAACAAAGAGCUCAGGGUUGUGUGUAAGUGCACUGAAAUUGAAAUUUUGCACUAAGAAAAGACUGUGAAUAAAUGUAAUAAUUCUGCUUCUGCAAACAAUUUGUGAGAGACAAGAAAUAAUAUAAAUCAUUGACAUUUCUCUG